Messenger RNA from Mus caroli (Ryukyu mouse), 1836 nucleotides. RefSeq names its product WW domain binding protein 2 (gene Wbp2). The record is from RefSeq and is a predicted model, not a curated record. Lineage: Eukaryota; Metazoa; Chordata; Mammalia; Rodentia; Muridae. Gene Ontology annotation, biological process: positive regulation of DNA-templated transcription. Gene Ontology annotation, cellular component: nucleus. Gene Ontology annotation, molecular function: chromatin DNA binding; transcription coactivator activity.
CGACGCCACUAGAGGCGGGCCCAAAGACCAGCGCAAGCGCAGAGCCUUGCGAGUCUCGGGACCCCGGUGGGAGAGACUAUGGCGCUCAACAAGAAUCACUCAGAGGGCGGCGGAGUGAUCGUCAACAACACUGAGAGCAUCCUAAUGUCCUAUGAUCAUGUGGAGCUUACCUUCAACGACAUGAAGAAUGUGCCAGAGGCCUUCAAAGGGACCAAGAAAGGCACCGUCUACCUUACUCCGUACCGGGUCAUCUUUCUGUCUAAGGGGAAGGACGCCAUGCAGUCCUUCAUGAUGCCCUUUUACCUGAUGAAGGACUGUGAGAUUAAGCAGCCGGUGUUCGGUGCGAACUUCAUUAAGGGAAUAGUGAAGGCUGAAGCAGGAGGUGGCUGGGAAGGCUCCGCCUCCUACAAGCUGACCUUCACAGCAGGGGGCGCCAUUGAGUUUGGGCAGAGGAUGCUCCAGGUGGCAUCUCAAGCCUCCAGAGGUGAAGUCCCCAAUGGAGCCUAUGGGUACCCUUACAUGCCCAGCGGGGCCUAUGUCUUUCCCCCGCCAGUCGCCAAUGGAAUGUACCCCUGCCCUCCUGGCUAUCCCUAUCCACCACCCCCACCCGAGUUCUAUCCAGGACCUCCCAUGAUGGAUGGGGCCAUGGGCUAUGUACAGCCCCCACCACCACCCUAUCCUGGGCCCAUGGAGCCUCCGGUCAGUGGCCCCAGUGCCCCCGCUACUCCUGCAGCCGAGGCCAAGGCUGCAGAAGCCGCUGCCAGCGCCUAUUACAACCCAGGCAACCCACACAAUGUCUACAUGCCCGCGAGCCAGCCUCCGCCACCACCCUACUACCCCCCAGAAGACAAGAAGACCCAGUAGACCCUGCCCACUUCCCGCCUCUUACCGAGAGACCCCUUCCUGGGCCUCCCGUGGGGCUGCAUCUGGGAUUCCAGGAGGCCAGGGAGGGCCCUGUUCUUCCCCAGGCCUGAGUAUAAAGUUAGCAGGAGCUAGCCCUGAUAGAAAGGUGGAACUCCUGGCCUCUGAGAGGCACGUCCCAGCUUCUCGCCCUAGCUCAGCUCACAGCGCUCUUCUUCCCAGCUUCCCUUUCACCAUCUCUGGAGCUUGCAGGAGCACGGGGUGACCCUUGUUCCUCAUGAUAGUAGCCCCACACAUACAGAGGGACUCUCUGGCCACUCCUCACUGCUGCCCAGCCCCUUCAGCCUGGUGACCAUUGUUCUUCAUCUCUUGGGCUCCUAAGACCAGCCAUGCGUCUCCCCAACAGGCCCUGCCAAGCCGUGUUCACAUUCCUUACCCCUGGUGUGCGCCUGGCUCUGGAAGGCCACUGUCCCAGCAGACUGUCAAUCCACAGUCACACUUACCCGGCCACCUUGUUCUUUGUGGGAGCUUCCAGGGAUUUUGCUGGGCGCUUCCAGUGGCUGGCAUCAGAGGCAAAGCCACCGUGUUACAGAGGAAGCCCCUCUGCCCCUAUGCUACUGUUUCUGGGAAUUAUUCACCUCCUCUCCUCUCCCCUUUACAGGGGGCUGCUCUGCAGGAGGGAUAGAGAAUGCAUGUCUGUCCCGCCAGGCCCUUUGAUCUGGGACUGAGGCCCUCCAACUAUGUGACCUCUAACCUGCAGUCCGCCCCUCUGUAAGCUUCACGCCCCCUGGAUGCACUAAGAAUUGCUCUUGUUCCUUCCUGGUCCAGACACAAAAUGAGGAGAUGGUUAUUUAAAGAGAAUUCCUAUUUAUUUGACACAAAAUGUCCAGUUAAUAUAUUAAUGUGAAAUAAACCCUGUUUGCACCUUGAUUUGUUUGCUACAACUGUGAAAUAGUAAAAAACGAAGUGACUGGA